Mandrillus leucophaeus (drill) is the source of this 219-nucleotide messenger RNA. RefSeq lists its product as uncharacterized. NCBI's taxonomy places the organism in Eukaryota, Metazoa, Chordata, Mammalia, Primates, Cercopithecidae. The record is from RefSeq and is a predicted model, not a curated record.
CCCAGGCUGGAGUACAGUGGCAGGAUCGAGGCUCACUGCAACCUCUGCCUCCUGGGUUCCAACGACUCUCCUGUCCCAGGCUCCCAAGUAGCUGGGACUUUGGUAGAGACAGGGUUUCACCAUGUUAGCCAGGCUGGUCUCGAACUCCUGACCUCAAGUGAUCCACCCACCUUGGCAAGUGCUGGGAUUACAGGUGUGAGCCACCAUGCCCGGUCUUAA